CUUCAAAACAACGUUUUGAUGCAUGCAAGCGGUGCGCGUAAGCUAGCAUUUAAACUUGCAAACAAAACAUUGACCGUGAAAACUUUGGUUCGUAGCAGUCAUUGAGUAUAUUUAUGUCGUGCAGGCGACGUGAAUUGCUAUCGUUACCUGUAAAUAUCUAAAUCAAGCCAUCGUUUUACGGACUACUUAUUAUAAUUCAGACUAAAAUUUAGUCUAAAAAAUGAGUAGAUACAGGCGAGAAUCCAGUGAAGAUUCAAGCUAUGACAGCGAGGAAGAACGCAGGAAAAAGGAUAUUAAAGAAAGAGAUGAAUUUGCAAGUCGCCUGAAAGAAAAAGAUGAGAAAAGAACAAAAAGAGUGGCAGUUGCCGCUGAGUCAGCUUCAGGAAAAGCUGAAGCUGCCAAAAGACUCAAACUCAUUGAAGAAGACACAAAAGAAAAAAUUAUACCUAAAUUGCGUAUUGAGUCUAGAAGAAAGUACUUGGAGAAAAGGAAAGAGGAUAAAGUUGCUGAGCUGGAGGCAGAUAUCAUAGAUGACGAGUAUCUGUUUGGCGAUGUUGAAUUAACCGAAAAAGAAAAAAGAGACCUUGAACACAAAAAAGAGUUACUCAGAAUAGCUAAAGAACAUGAAAAAGCCAGAGAACUUGAAAAUAUACAAAGGUAUCGGAUGCCACUUGAAAAAGGAGUUGAAGAAGACCAAUACCAAGAAAGGGAACAACCUCAAUCAGAACAAGCAAAAUGGGAAACCGAACAGAUGUCAUCCGCUGUUUAUAAAUUUGGAGCCAAGGAUAGAAAAGCGCAAAAAGAGUAUGAACUUCUUUUGGAAGAUGAAAUUGACUUUAUUCAGUCUCUUCAAAUGCCUGGUGAUAAAAAAGAUGAAGUUAUUCAAAAAAAGACUGAAGAAAAAAAAUUAACAACAAUUGAAGAAACACAAAAAAGUUUACCAAUUUAUCCUUUCAAAAAAGAUUUGAUUGAUGCAAUUAGAACACAUCAAAUUCUUAUAAUAAAAGGAGAGACUGGAUCUGGAAAAACGACUCAGAUUCCCCAAUAUCUGUACCAAAACGGCUUCUGUGAUAAUGAUAAAUUGAUAGGUUGUACCCAGCCUCGUCGUGUCGCAGCUAUGUCUGUGGCAGCAAGAGUAGCUCACGAAAUGGGUGUCAAGUUAGGUAAUGAAGUUGGUUAUGCCAUUCGUUUUGAAGAUUGCACAUCUCAUCGUACAAGAAUAAAGUACAUGACGGACGGUACAUUGCACAGAGAGUUCUUGAGCGAACCCGAUUUAGCCUCCUAUAGCGUAAUGAUUAUCGACGAAGCUCAUGAAAGGACACUACACACGGACAUUUUAUUCGGCUUAGUAAAAGACAUCGCCAGGUUUCGUCCAGAUUUGAAAUUGCUCAUUUCAUCAGCGACGUUAGAUGCUACGAAAUUCAGUGAAUUUUUUGAUAAUGCUCCGAUAUUCCAAGUUCCUGGAAGGAGAUACCCUGUAGAUAUAUUUUACACCAAAGCACCCGAAGCAGAUUACGUUGACGCAGUUGUAGUAUCGGUUCUACAGAUCCAUGCAACACAGCCAGACGGAGAUAUCCUUGUGUUUUUGACAGGUCAAGAGGAAAUUGAAACCUGUUUUGAAAUGUUAAAUGAACGCGUUAGAAGAUUAGGCAGUAAGUUGAGGGAGUUACUGAUAUUACCGGUCUAUGCCAAUUUGCCCAGCGAUAUGCAGAACAAAAUUUUUGAGCCCACGCCGCCUGGCGCCAGAAAAGUCGUUCUUGCCACGAAUAUCGCGGAAACGUCCUUGACGAUCGACAACAUAAUCUACGUCAUCGACCCAGGAUUCGCCAAGCAGAACAACUUCAACUCUCGCACCGGUAUGGAGAGUCUCAUGGUGGUGCCUAUAAGCAAGGCUUCGGCGAAUCAGAGAGCGGGCAGAGCAGGACGCGUCGCCCCGGGCAAAUGCUUCAGGCUCUAUACGGCUUGGGCGUACCAGCACGAGCUCGAGGAGAACACCGUGCCGGAAAUACAGCGAAUCAAUCUGGGAAACGCCGUGCUUACGCUCAAAGCACUGGGCAUCAACGAUCUCGUGCAUUUCGACUUUUUGGAUCCUCCGCCGCAUCAAACGCUCGUACUGGCUUUGGAGCAAUUGUAUGCUCUCGGCGCUCUGAAUCACAGAGGUGAAUUGACCAAGCUCGGUCGAAGAAUGGCCGAGUUCCCGGUGGAUCCGAUGAUGGCCAAAAUGCUCUUGGCCAGCGAAAAGUACAAAUGCUCCGAGGAAGUAUCCACGAUAGCAGCUAUGCUAUCUGUCAACGGUUCCAUUUUUUAUCGUCCCAAAGACAAAAUCAUUCACGCGGACGCUGCUAGAAAAAAUUUCAAUGUCCCCGGGGGAGAUCAUCUGGUACUUCUCAAUGUUUAUAAUCAGUGGCAGGCAAGCGAUUAUAACAUUCAUUGGUGUUAUGAAAAUUUCAUCCAGCACAAGUCAAUGAAAAGGGCGAGAGACGUCAAGGACCAAUUGGUUGGCUUAAUGCAAAGGGUUGAAAUGGAUAUCGUUUCUGGUAUCACGGAGACUGUAAAUAUAAGAAAGUCUAUUACAGCUGGCUAUUUUUACCAUAUUGCAAGAUUAUCAAAAGGGGGACAUUAUAAAACAGCGAAACACAAUCAAACUGUUCAAAUUCAUCCAAGCAGUGCACUUUUUGAGGAAUUACCUAGAUGGGUCUUGUAUCACGAGCUUGUAUUUACUACCAAAGAAUUUAUGCGACAGGUAACAGAAAUAGAAUCCAAGUGGUUACUGGAAGUAGCCCCACACUACUACAAGCCAAAAGAAUUGGAGGACUCAACAAAUAAGAAAGUACCUAAAGUUGUGGGACGGGCUCAAAAGGAUAGUACAAGUUAAAUUAUUUUAUGGACUUUAAGGUUAUAAAUAUUUAGAUCAUAAAACUGUAGUAAUUUUUAAGCACUGUAAAGAAUGAAUUGUAUGUAUAAUUGUAUACGUAUAAGAUGUAUACACGUAUAAGAGUAAACUUUAUACUGAAGAGUUUCA
Molecule: messenger RNA, 3022 nt
Organism: Trichogramma pretiosum
Lineage: Eukaryota; Metazoa; Arthropoda; Insecta; Hymenoptera; Trichogrammatidae
Gene: l(2)37Cb
Product: putative pre-mRNA-splicing factor ATP-dependent RNA helicase DHX16
Exons: 8
Coding region: 221-2875 (884 amino acids)
Cellular component (GO): catalytic step 2 spliceosome; intracellular anatomical structure
Molecular function (GO): RNA binding; ATP binding
Source: RefSeq, a predicted model, not a curated record